Molecule: messenger RNA, 5669 nt
Organism: Jatropha curcas
Lineage: Eukaryota; Viridiplantae; Streptophyta; Magnoliopsida; Malpighiales; Euphorbiaceae
Source: RefSeq, a predicted model, not a curated record
CUCUAGUUUUGUCUGAAUAAAUAAAGCACUUUGUGCUACUGCUUAACGUUUCAGUCAAUUCAAACACGGACGGGACACAGUGUGUAAUUAUAGCAAAAACUGGGGCGUUAACGGUAAAUUCGGUAACCUUGGGAGGAUAAAUAAAAUAAUAAAAGAAAAGGAAAAAACUGCCGGGAAUAUUUUAACGGUGAACGGAGUAAAAACAGCCGGUGAAGGUGGCUCGUUAUUUCCUAUAUAAACCCGUAACCACACCCUCUCUCCCUUCAUAUUUGCAUCUGCCCUUCCUCUCUCUGAGAACCACCCUCCUCUCUCCAUCUACUAGAGAUUCAAGUAGUUCUCAAACAGAUGUAAAAAUGCUUGUAGAAUUCUGUUGACUAAUUUGCUGGAGGAGUAUUUUAUGUCUUUAAGGUUGACAUUUUUUACUAAAAAGAAAAUACAAAUACAGAUAGUUAGAUACUCUUGGGUAGACAAUUUUGUUUGUAUGCAUUUUCAUAUGAAAUGGGUUCUCGAGGAAGGCUGCUAUUUGAUCUUAAUGAACCCCCUGCCGAGGAUGAUGAGGAGACUGAUCGUGUUGUCUGCUUGCAGCCGCAGAAGGCGCUUCCCUCUGUAAAUCCAAAUCCUUCUAACUUGUUUGCAGCAUCAGUAGUUCCCCAAGGAAUAAAAAGUAACAAUGCUUUCUCACAUGCAUCUUCUGUGUCGGGUUUUCAGCCUUUUGUUCGUCCCAAAGUUGCACAUGGCCCUGAAGCAGUUUCUGAACAGAAGAGGGCAGGGGAUCAUAAUCCCAAGUUUGCAUCCUCAGUAAAAGCGAGUAAUGAUGAUGAUGAUGCAACACCAUUAAUUUCAGGUAGUGCAGGUCCUGGAGCUGCAGAAAGAGAAGAAGGAGAGUGGUCUGACGGAGAAGGCUCUGCUGAUGCACCUCCUAGCAAUAGUCUCCAUGAAGUUGGCAAAACUUCACAAGAUCAAGGGAAAUCUGAGUUGAUGGAAUGCAGUACUUCUGGUAUGGGUACUGAAAACAUUUCUGGCAGUACCAAGAUUACUGAUAAUACCAGGGUUGAAAGCUGUGGCCGUGGUCCACAGGGUUCAGAUCAGGGUCUUAAUGAUGUGAAAAGUAACAGUAUUCGAAAUUCAUAUGGCAAUGGUAAUGGUGAUGCAUCCUUAGAUGUUCAAGAAGAAACUGCUUUAGUUCCAAAAUCAAAAGAAGUUAAAGGUGUUGAAGCAAAUCAUGCACUUAAGUGUGCCAAUAAUCUGGGGAAGAGGAAAAUAGACCAGCAUAAAGAAGCAAUGCUAGGAAAGAAGCGUAAUAGACAGACCAUGUUAAUUAAUAUAGAUGAAGUCAAGCAAGCGGGUCCUAUCAAAUCUUCAACACCUAGACGGCAGCCAUCUACAAUUCGAACUGUGAAAGAAGUUCGUACUGUCCCUACACUUGCUGAACAUGUUGGUGAAAGGAUAAUUCAUCCUAUGGUUAAGGAUCAGAAACAAGUUGAUCUAUCAGGCAAUGAAGGGGGCAUUUCUAUGGAGUCCUGUCAGCCUAAAACUGAAUCUAAUGGUGAUAUAAAUUCUGGACAACUCUCAAAGCCUAGGAGGCUGAACAGUGAUACUGAUUUUCCUGGCGAAGGACACUUGCCACCCAUUCCAAGACAGAGUUCAUGGAAGCAGCCUGCUGAUUCGAGACAGCCAAAGAACUUGCAGUUUUCUAAUAGGAAGGCAGCUCUGAUGAGCCAAGGUUCCAUGGAUUCAAAGUUGGGAAACAAGAAACACCUUCCUGCCAAGAAGCCAGUUGUAGUCAGUACCCCAUAUCAAGAUACGUCAGUGGAACGUCUUAUACGAGAGGUGACUAAUGAGAAGUUUUGGCAUCACCCAGAGGAUUCUGAGCUUCAAUGUGUUCCUGGGCGGUUUGAAUCUGUCGAAGAGUAUGUAAGGGUAUUUGAGCCUUUGCUUUUUGAAGAAUGCCGAGCUCAACUUUAUGGCACAUGGGAAGAGUUGACUGAAACAAAUUCACAUGCAAUGGUUCGUGUAAAGAGCAUUGAAAGGCGAGAAAGAGGAUGGUAUGAUGUGAUUGUCCUUCCAGUAAAUGAAUACAAAUGGACAUUCAAGGAGGGUGACGUUGCAGUUCUUUCGACCCCUAGGCCUGGAACAGUCAGAUCCAAGAGGAGCAACACCUCAUCCAUUGACGAUGAUGAUGAACCUGAAAUCAGUGGACGUGUAGCUGGUACUGUUAGACGGCAUAUCCCUUUGGAUACUCGUGAUCCUCAUGGUGCAAUACUUCAUUUUUUUGUUGGGGAUUCAUAUGACCCUUACAGUAAGGUUGAUGAAGAUCAUAUUCUGAGGAAACUCCAGCCCAGAGGCACAUGGUAUCUAACUGUGCUUGGUUCUCUUGCAACCACUCAGCGGGAGUAUGUUGCAUUGCAUGCAUUUUGCCGUCUCAAUUCUCAGAUGCAAACUGCAAUCCUAAAGCCCAGUCCUGAGCACUUUCCAAAAUAUGAGCAACAGACUCCUGCAAUGCCUGAAUGCUUCACGCAGAAUUUCGUUGACCAUUUGCAUCGGACCUUUAAUGGGCCCCAGCUGGCAGCAAUCCAAUGGGCUGCGAUGCAUACGGCUGCUGGUACUAGUAGUGGUUUGACAAAGAGGCAAGAUCCAUGGCCCUUCACUCUUGUUCAAGGGCCUCCUGGAACAGGUAAGACACACACAGUCUGGGGAAUGCUAAAUGUCAUCCAUUUGGUCCAGUAUCAGCACUACUAUACUUCUUUGCUUAAGAAACUAGCACCCCAAAGUUACAAGCAAGCCAAUGAGAGCAAUUCUGACAACAUUGCUAUGGGUUCAAUUGAUGAAGUUCUUCAUAACAUGGAUCAGAAUCUCUUCCGUACUCUUUCAAAGCUCUGUCCAAAGCCAAGAAUGUUAGUUUGUGCUCCUUCUAAUGCUGCAACUGAUGAACUUCUUGCACGUGUUCUUGAUCGUGGAUUUAUUGAUGGUGAGAUGAAAGUUUAUCGGCCAGAUGUUGCUAGAGUUGGGGUUGACUCUCAAUCACGUGCUGCCCAAGCAGUUUCUGUUGAGAGAAGAACUGAACAACUGUUAAUCAAGAGCCGUGAGGAAGUCUCGAAGUGGAUGCAAGAUUUAAGAGGUCAGGAAGCUUAUUUCUCUGCACAAAUAGCGGAUCUUCAAAACAAACUUAAUGCUGCAGCUGUUGAUGGUCGAUCUCAAGGAUCCGUUGGUGUGGAUCCUGAUGUUCUUAUGGCUCGGGACCAAAACCGGGAUGCGUUGCUGCAGAACCUUGCAGCAGCUGUUGAAAGCAGAGAUAAAGUUCUAGUUGAGAUUUCUCGCCUACUCAUUUUAGAAGCCAGGUUCCGUGCUGGUAGCAACUUCAAUCUGGAGGAAGCACGUGCUAAUCUGGAGGCAAGUUUUGCCAAUGAGGCUGAGAUUGUUUUCACCACUGUCUCAAGCAGCGGUCGCAAGUUGUUCUCUCGACUUACACAUGGUUUUGAUAUGGUAGUUAUUGAUGAAGCUGCCCAAGCCAGUGAAGUAGCUGUUCUCCCUCCUCUGGCUCUUGGAGCUCCACGUUGUGUUCUUGUGGGGGAUCCCCAGCAGCUUCCUGCAACAGUUAUCAGCAAGGCAGCUGGAACCUUGUUGUAUAGUAGGAGCCUUUUUGAAAGGUUUCAACAAGCAGGAUGCCCAACUAUGUUGUUAUCUGUACAGUAUCGGAUGCAUCCUCAGAUUAGAGAUUUUCCCUCAAGGUAUUUCUACCAAGGCCGUCUUACUGACAGUGAAAGUGUUAUUAAAUUACCUGAUGAAAUGUACUACAAGGAUCCGCUGCUUAGACCUUAUGUAUUUUAUGAUGUUACUUAUGGGAGGGAGUCUCACAGAGGUGGAUCUGUAUCUUAUCAGAACAUACACGAAGCACAAUUUUGUCUUCAGUUGUAUGAACAUCUUCAGAAAACUCUGAAAUCCUUGGGUUUGGGGAGAAUCUCUGUUGGCAUAAUCACACCAUAUAAACUGCAAUUGAAGUGCCUUCAGCAUGAAUUUUCUGCUAUUUUAAAGUCAGAAGAAGGGAAAGAUAUCUAUAUCAAUACUGUAGAUGCCUUUCAAGGCCAGGAACGUGAUGUAAUUAUUAUGUCUUGUGUACGUGCCUCAAACCACGGUGUUGGCUUUGUUGCCGAUAUUCGCCGAAUGAACGUUGCUCUUACACGUGCAAGAAGGGCAUUAUGGGUUAUGGGGAAUGCUAGUUCUCUGAUUCAAUCUGAUGAUUGGGCUGCAUUGAUUACUGAUGCUAAAGCCAGGAACUGCUAUAUGGACAUGGACUCUCUUCCCAAAGAGUUCUUUGUCUCAAAGGGACCGCAGGGCAAAGGUUCCUCCAAUACAAGGGGUUCAAGGUUAAGUGGACCAAGACAUAGAGCCAUGGAUAAGCACAUGGAGUCCAGGUCAGGAACACCUUCAGAAGAUGAUGAUAGUUCAGGUCCACCUGUCAUUUCAAGGAAUGGUCAUUACAGGCCUUUUAAGCCAUUAUUGGACAAUUCAUUAGAUGAUUUUGAUCAAGCCGGCGAUAAAUCAAGAGAUGCCUGGCAAUAUGGCAUACAGAAGAAGCAGAGUUCUUCCGGGAUUGUGGGAAAGAGAGAUUCAUAGUUGUCACGGUAGUUUUCCGCUAAUUCUUUUGGUGCUUGAGGAUGUCUCUCAGUGCCAGAGGAGGCAGGAGCUCCUUGGAACCUUGGUGUCUUAUGCUGAUUGCUCCUGCUAAACAGAAUCCGAAACAAGGGUCCAGCUGUAACUCCUUGUGCUGAUUGCUUUUGCUAAACAGAACCUGAAACAAACUGGCAGUUAGGUGCUGAUGUUGGAUGCUUGGACUGGACUGGAUGGGCAAAGAUGCUUGCUUUUGCAAUACAUUUGUUUUAAUUGGAUUUGUCUGCUGAUUUCCUGCUGGGAGAUGGAUGCCUUGUGGAGAAGGUUCAGAAGAUGUCACCCUUAAUCCGCCAACUUACAGGUCUGAUUUCUGAAGGUAAGAAAAUAUUCUAUUGCAUGCGGUAACACAUGGUCUAAUUUGAAUUCUUUCUGUUGAUCGCUGAGUUUAUUGCUGGACGCUGGAUAUAUGAAUACCAGGAAUCAAAUGAUGGCAUCAAGAAUUGCUCUGACUAUUUAGAAGCCGAGGUGCCACUAUUUUGGGAUGGAGCUGACUGCUGACUCCAUAUCGACAUUGUUUCUGAUGUCUGCGGUUAAUAUGGGCACAGGGGUCUUCCAAAGUCAUGUAAUUACAGAUUUGCCAUUAUAGCUCUCUUCCCAUAGCAUGCAAGACUAUUUCUUGAUUCUCAAUGUCUUGGAGUAUCAGCACCCUAAUGUGGAGUUGCUGUGUGGAAGGUGUGGUUUGGACAUUUAAUGUACUAGAAUGACAUCUAAAAAAGAGGAGUAUGUGAGAUAUUGGAUGUUUAACCAAAUGUUCUUUCUUCCAGUUGUUUUUUUGGAAGGGGAAGUGAGUGAGGGUACAUGCCUGCAACAGACGGUGGAAAACUAAACUUCUAUAUAGAAAAAGGAAGGUGAGUACAGGAUGAUUGUACAACAAUAUUCCAAUAGCAGAGGCAUUUGUGACUUUUUACUGACUUUGUAUAUAAAUCUCAGAUGUGGAAUCAAUAUGAAUUUAUUUAUUUAUUUAUUUUUGCCAUAAUGAAAAGUAAAAUAUUUUCUUUCAA